GACACAGCUACAGCCACAGCCAUGUCAGUCACGUCCUCACAGCUGGCUGCUGGGCGUGGGUCGUGGCCGGGAUGCCACUGUGUGCCGUGCCAGUCUGCGGUGGAGUCUGAGGGGCAGGAGCCAGAGCUGGGCACCACCACAGCAGAGGGCCACCGGGGGCAGUCACACCACCACCACCACCACCACCACAGCAGUAGCCACCACGGUAGCCACCACAUCCACCACGGCCAUCACAAGCACAAGCCAGAACCAGACUCCACCAUCUCCACCCCAGACAACAUGAACCUCUGCUGGACCGAGAUCAAGCGCAAGUCCCACAACAUCAGGGCUCGUCUGGAGGCGUUCUCGGACAACAGUGGGAAGCUUCAGAUGUCUCUUCAGGAGCUGAUCGAGUGGCUAACGGCCAAAGAUGAGGAGCUGUCUGAACAGCUGCCCAUAGCAGGCGAUCUAGUGGCCGUACAGCACCAGAGAGAGUUCCACCAGGCGUUUAUGGAGGACGUCAAGUGCAGGGGUCCGUUCAUCUACUCCCUACUGGAGUCAGCUCAGGCCUUCCUGGCCCAACACCCCUUCCAGGAACCAGAGGAGACAAUACCAGACGGCAAAGAGCUGUCCCCUCGGAGAAGAAUGCUGAACGUGAGUCGCUCGGUGUGGAAGCAGGCCAGCGUAGCCAGUGACUUGUGGGAGAAGCUCUCUGCGCGCUGUGUGGAUCGCCACCGGCACAUGGAGCGCACACUAGAGAGACUGCUGCAGACGCAGGCCGCCAUGGAGGAGCUGAGUGCAGCUCUUGAGCAGGCAGAGGGGGUCAGAGAUGCCUGGGAACCAGUUGGGGACUUGUUUAUCGACUCCCUACAAGACCACAUAGACGCCACCAAGCUGUUCAAAGAAGAGCUGUUGCAGGUGAAGGAGGGCAUGAAGCACCUGAAUGACUUGGCCCACCAACUGGCCAUCUCUGAUGUGCACCUGUCCAUGGACAAUGCCCGCGCCCUCGAACACCUUAACAACCGCUGGAAGGUCCUACAGGGCUCCAUUGAGGAGCGACUCAAGCAGCUCCAAGAUGCCCAUCGAGACUUUGGCCCCGGCUCACAACACUUCCUCUCCAGCUCGGUGCAAAUUCCCUGGGAGAGGGCCAUCUCCCCCAACAAAGUGCCCUACUACAUCAACCAUCAGGCCCAAACCACCUGUUGGGAUCAUCCAAAGAUGACUGAGCUGUACCAGGCACUGGCCGAAAUGAACAACAUCAAGUUCUCAGCGUACCGGACGGCCAUGAAGCUGCGAAGGCUACAGAAAGCUCUGAGAUUGGACGUGUUGACCCUAGCCAGUGUAUCUGAUGUAUUGUGGGAGCAGGAUCUGAGUGGGGGGGAGCGUGUCAUGGACGUGGUGGAGGUGAUCCACACCCUCACUGCCCUCUAUGAACGCCUGGAGGAGGAGAGGAAAGUACUCAUCAACAUCCCACUCUGUGUGGACAUGUGCCUCAACUGGAUACUCAACGUCUAUGACAGUGGUCGUAAUGGGAAGGUGCGGGUCCUGUCUCUGAAGACUGGCCUGGUCAGUCUGUGCAAAGCCGACCUCCAGGAGAAAUAUAAAUAUCUGUUUGGUCAGGUGUGUGGUGCUGGCAGUGGCGCUGACGUGCGUCAGGUGACUGUUCUGCUGCAUGAGGCCAUCCAGAUCCCUCGACAGCUGGGGGAGGUAGCAGCCUUCGGAGGCAGCAACGUGGAGCCCAGCGUACGCAGCUGCUUUAGGAUGGCUCCUGGUAAGGCGUCUAUUGAGGUGGGUGUCUUCCUGGAGUGGAUGAGUCUGGAGCCCCAGUCUCUGGUCUGGCUGCCCGUGUUGCAUCGCGUUGCCGUGGCCGAGUCUGCCAAGCACCAGGCCAAGUGCUACAUCUGCAGACAGUGCCCCAUCAAGGGAUUCAGGUAUCGUAGCCUGAAGCAGUUCAACGUGGAUAUCUGCCAGACCUGCUUUCUCACCGGCCGCACCAGUAAGGGCAAGAAGCUACACUACCCCAUCAUGGAGUACUACACACCCACCACAUCAGGAGAGAGGAUGAGAGACUUUGCCAAAACGCUAAAGAACAAGUUUCGAUCGAAGCAGUACUUCAGCAAGCACCCACAGAGAGGAUACCUGCCCGUGCAGUCCGUUCUGGAGGCAGAGAGCACGGAAACGCCCUGUUCCUCACCCAAGCUACCCCAUGCAGACACACACAGCCGGAUUGAGCAUUUCGCCAGCAGGUUGGCAGAGAUGGAAAAUCAGAACUGUUCCUUCUUCACUGACAGCCUCUCGCCAGAUGAAAGCCUGGAUGAAGAUCAGUACCUCCUGCGUCACUCCAGCCCCGCCCUGGAUCAGGACUCUCCCAUUGGAGCGCACCUGAUGCUGGUGGACAUCAACUGCCAGGACAAGGACGAGCUGCAGCGCACUCUGGAACGCCUGGAGAACGAGAACCGCAUCCUGCAGGGGGAGUACCGGCGGCUGAAGUGGAGGCACCAGGAGGCGGUGGCAUCACCGGAGAUGGUGGAGGGGAUGGACGGCUGCUGCAUUGGGGAUGGGGGUGCGCUGGGUUCCCCUACGGAGCCCCAGGACGAGGAGCUGCUGGCUGAGGCCCGGGUGCUGCGGCAGCAUAAGACCCGUCUGGAGACGCGCAUGCAGAUCCUGGAGGACCACAACAAGCAGCUGGAGUCACAGCUGCACCGGCUCAGGGAGCUACUGCUGCAGCCCAAAGAUGAUUCGGAGGCUAAUGGUUCGGAUCCCUCUUCCCUGUCGUCUCCAGUAUCUGGGGCUCACCAUGGAGAGGGGCGAAGCAGAGAGACCACAGACACAGAGACAGCAGGUGACGAUGGAGACCAUGAGCAUGACACAGUCCUCCAACUGCAGGAAGUCAUUGAACAGCUACGAAACGUCUUUCCCUCGGAACCAGGCGGAACGUUGCCCAUAUAGCAGUGGAUGGAUGGACGGGUGCCAGAGCAUUGGACGGGUUGGACGGGCUGUGUGUGGGGAUGUGCUCGGGUUCGACGGAGGGCAGACUGACCAACACUGGAUAACAAUGACUGCUCUGCAACAGAGCCUGUGGAUUGCAACAAUAACCUCCAUCCAUCUCUCCAUCUAUUCACAUAUGCACACACACACACAAGCACGCACACACACACACACGCGCACACAGACACAGCAGUGUCUACUUCUGCUCUACCGCUAACCGUCUUAGCACAGACCUUGUAUACACACGUACACAACGAAACACAGGGCACACACACACACACACACACACACACACAACUCAGUCGUGCCAAAGGCUAAUGUUUGUCCUGACACUGUCCUUAAGCAGCUGUGU
Molecule: messenger RNA, 3319 nt
Organism: Engraulis encrasicolus (European anchovy)
Lineage: Eukaryota; Metazoa; Chordata; Actinopteri; Clupeiformes; Engraulidae
Gene: drp2
Product: dystrophin related protein 2
Exons: 23
Coding region: 22-2928 (968 amino acids)
Biological process (GO): synaptic signaling
Cellular component (GO): plasma membrane
Molecular function (GO): zinc ion binding; protein binding
Source: RefSeq, a predicted model, not a curated record